UAUUUUGCUGUGUAGCAAUAUGGCGAUCGGCGAUUUUGUGUAGUCGCGAGCCGAUCCAACAAUAGUUGCUGGAUAUGCGUAUUGAGCGUGGAAUGUAUGAAUGCGGAACGUCCAAGACAAGUACAUGGUGUAUUUAUGAAAGCUAACGUUUAUCAGCACCUAAGAUGAGGGAAGGUGCAACAUUACAGUCUGCUGACCAUACAUAUUGCAGAAAUUCAAAUGAACUUUCUUUAAGCAAUAUCACUAUUGAGAAAACAGUCUCAGAUGGGAAGCUGAAAGAAGACACUUCUGGAAGGGGAGAAAUUCCAAAGAGCGGAAUAUUUUUGAAAGUGUAUAUAACAGAGAAUCUUGCAGGUCAAGGGAAUCAAGAAGAAAAACACAAGAGAACUGCAAAUGGGAUGAAUCAUCCCUACACAGAAGCAGUAUUUUCUUGGAAAAGAAUUCCUUCUCAGAUAUGCAGACUGUGUGCAUGUACAAAUGAACUACAUCCAAAACAGUCUAUUAUUGGUUGGUUGAGUUUGCUGAAUGAAAUACUACCUGGCAUGGUAUCAUUGAACGAUGGACUUCCUCAACACAUGUGCAGACCAUGUGUAAACAAGCUGUAUACAUGUAACAAAAUAAAGACAGAAUUUAUUGAAGCAGAUGAAAAACUUCAAGGAAUCAUGGGAUUUGUAAAGUCUGCAGGACUUACUACUGAAACUGACAACAGAAUUCAUAAGGAUCCAAGUGAUAAUGAAAUGUAUGGAGAUGGGGCUUUCACUUGUCAUCUCAGAUUUGAUAAAAUAAAGGAAUCUGAGUGUGCAUUUGAAGACAGUUGUAAUCUUGAGCACUACAGUGAAAUUCAUGAAAUAUCUUUAAAAAAUGAAUGUGGUUCAUAUAGUAUGUUACAAGGGUCAGUCGCUAAGCGAGAUGAUCAAGAGGUACAGAAAAACUUGUGUUUUAAUAAUAAGAGGUCCUCUGAAGCCUUGAAGCUUCGGAAGAAUAAAGUAAAAUUGAAAUAUUCAUGUGUUGAAUGUAAAGAAAUGUUCUCUUCAAAAAAGAAUUUGAGUGCACAUAAACGGGUACAUUCAAAACCAAAAAAUCUAAGCGAACUUGUAUGUAAAUACUGUGGCAGACAGUUCUUACAAAAACACAAAUUACUGGUCCAUCUUCGGUCCCAUACAAAUGAGAAGCCUUUCAUGUGUGAACAUUGUGGACAAGUUUUCCGAAUCAAGGAGAGUCUUAAGAAUCAUCGACUGAAACAUAACCCUCCCAGUUUUUCCUGCCUUGUUUGUAGUAAAAGGUUUUAUUGUCAGGCCAGUUUGGCUGUGCAUAAGAAGACUCAUCUUACAGACAGCAGACUAAUUUGUGACUUGUGUGGGAAAAUUCUUUCCUCCAAAUUUAUUUUGGAAUCUCACAUACGCUCUCACCAAGGAGAGAAACCAUAUCAGUGUACGGUUUGCGGCAGAUGUUAUUCAUCAGCAAAUGCACUUAGGUGUCACAAGUAUAGUCAUUCAGCUAAAACGUUUGCUUGUGAAAUAUGUGGAAAAAGCUUCAAAUACAAGAGGGCUGUAACAGAACACAUGAACUGCCACACUAAGCAGAAAACGUAUGAAUGUCCGAUUUGCUUGAAAGCUUUUGCAAAUAAAGGGAACAAGUGGAGGCAUCUGAAGGUAACGUGUAAAAACAUUCUUUGUGUUGUGUGUAAUCAGACUUUUCCAAAUAUUGGCAUGGUGGUGGAACAUAGAGCCAAGGUGCAUUCCCUGGAGGAGAUUGCAAAUGCUGCAGAAGAGUACAGAAUGGAACAAAUUCUACAUUGUGAAAUGUGCUUAGUGAGUGUAGCAGGGACAAAUAGUAUGCUGAAACAUAUGAAGACAGCACAUAAAACAUAUGAACUUUUUACAUGUGAACAGUGUAAUAGGUGCUUCUUAAAUGAGGAACUACUACUGAAACAUGAUACUCCUUGCAAGUUGAAGAAGGUGGUGUCAAAUUACUUGAAAGGUCCACGUGGACAUUGUAAAAUUUGUUCUGAGCCUAUAUCUGGAAUAGGAAACAUGAUGAAGCAUAUGAGACGGGUUCAUAAGGAAUAUAGGCCAUUCAUGUGUGAGCACUGCCCAAAAUCUUUCCUAACUAAACAGGAACUAGGACAACACAGUAGAAGUCAUAGUGAUCGUCGUCCAUUCUUGUGUUCUAUCUGCCAUGCCAAAUUCAAGUCUAAACAUUCUCUUCAAUGGCAUGAUAUUUCAUUUCAUCGAGAUGUGUUCCCUUUCUCAUGCCUUUCUUGUGAUCGUAAGUUCAAACGGCAGACAUCUUUGGUUAUACACAAGAGGACACACACGGGGGAGCGCCCUUAUCCUUGUUCUCUUUGUGAAAAGUCUUUUGCUAAUAAAAUUGACAUGCAAAGACAUACCAACACACGUUCCUGCAUAAAAAAGUAAUGACAAAGAAUAAUUAAAUAGACUGCACUUGUUACAAGUAAUUAUUUAGUAAAUCUAAGCAUAAGACAGUGUUUAUGAGUUACCUUUAUGGAGUUUUCUGUAUACUGUCUUCAACCCUCAUUUCUGACAAAAUCAGAUCCUUGUGAGUGAGGAGUUUCAUAGCGCAGCUGCUCAGAACAUGUUCAUGUGGUUUAAUUUUUCUGGCUCUUAACCUCUGUCGCUCUUGCAAUAAGGAGUAAAUUGAAUCCUGCUGGACAGGAAUUUCUUGACCACUAUCAAGCAAUCAUAGGCUGGAGUAAUCUUUUAGACCAGCAUUUCCCAAAAAGUAAGAGCAGCAGUCCCACAGGGAACUGUGAAACUUUUGCUGGGGGCUGCAAAAAUGAGUGCCAAUAACAAAGGUUUGGAAUUUAUUUUAAUCCAGGAAGGCCAUAUUCAGUAGUAAAAAUACGGUUUCAUUGAAAGUGGAAUUAACAGAUACUGUUAACGUUCAUUUAGUAUUUUUUUUUAAACCUCUGUAUCAUAUUUUAAGUCCUUUUGUAAGUUGGGCACUUCAAUUCACAUCAAGGGUGCCAUAGAUUGAAAGUUUGGGAACUACUCUUUCAGACCAUAACUGGCAUCCACAGAGACAGUAUGUGAACUGGGUGUUGCAACAGUGGGAACAUAAGAAAAUGUGUGAUGCCAACAGACAGACAUAUUAAUUAGUAAUGAAAGUGGGACUCAAGUACUACCUACAUAGAGUAUGCUUGAAUCAUUGUGAUGAUAUCGAAAGUAAAAUAGAGAUAAGAUUCAAUUUUAGGGUGCACAGAACCUCUUGUGGAAUAUGUCAGUUAAUGUACAAUUAUACACUUCAUACAAGUGCACAUAAAAUAACUUUAAUAACAUCCCUGAAGGCACAGCAACUAUAAUAGCAUCGUCAUAUAGUCAGAAGAAAAGUAAGUUAUAAUUUUAAGACUUGGAUAUAAUUCUAAAUGUACAUGUAAGCAGUCUCUUUUUAUGAGCCCCUGAAAAUGGUUCUAUAGGACAAAAAACAUGUAAGACAGUUGUAUUGAUUCAGCAUUUUAGUAAAAGUUUCUUACACUUGA
This is a messenger RNA of Cryptotermes secundus, 3499 nucleotides long. Its product is annotated as oocyte zinc finger protein XlCOF6. Gene Ontology annotation, molecular function: zinc ion binding. Gene Ontology annotation, cellular component: nucleus. Lineage: Eukaryota; Metazoa; Arthropoda; Insecta; Blattodea; Kalotermitidae. The coding region runs from base 165 to 2417 and encodes 750 amino acids. The record is from RefSeq and is a predicted model, not a curated record. The transcript is spliced from 5 exons.